CGGGGGCCGCGUCAGCGCCCGCGAGCCCAUUCAUCUGUGCACUUGGGCGUUGGACCCCGCAUCUUAUUAGCAACCAGGGAGAUUUCUCCAUUUUCCUCUUGUCUACAGUGCGGCUACAAAUCUGGGAUUUUUUUAUUACUUCUUUUUUUAAAAAACUACACUUGGGCUCCUUUUUUUGUGCUCGACUUUUCCACCCUUUUUCCCUCCCUCCUGCGCUGCUGCUUUUUGAUCUCUUCGACUAAAAUUUUUUUAUCCGGAGUGUAUUUAAUCGGUUCUGUUCUGUCCUCUUCACCACCCCCACUCCCCCCUCCCUCCGGUGUGUGUGCCGCUGCUGCUGCCGCCGCUGCUGCUGCUGCCGCCGCUGCUGCUUGCCCCGUCGUUACACCAACCCGAAGCUCUUUGUUCCCCCCUUGGAUCUGUUGAGUUUCUUUGUUGAAGAAGCCAGCAUGGGUGCCCAAUUCUCCAAGACCGCUGCGAAGGGAGAAGCCGCCGCGGAGAGGCCUGGGGAGGCGGCUGUGGCCUCGUCGCCUUCUAAAGCGAAUGGGCAGGAAAAUGGCCACGUGAAGGUAAACGGCGACGCUUCUCCCGCGGCCGCCGAGCCCGGCGCCAAGGAGGAGCUGCAGGCUAACGGCAGCGCCCCGGCCGCCGACAAGGAGGAGCCCGCGGCCGCCGGGAGCGGGGCGGCGUCGCCCGCCGCGGCCGAGAAAGAUGAGCUGGCCGCCGCCGCCCCCGAGGCCGGGGCCAGCCCUGCGGAGAAGGAGGCCCCCGCGGAGGGCGAGGCCGCCGAGCCCGGCUCGCCCACGGCCGCGGAGGGGGAGGCCGCAUCAGCCGCCUCCUCGACGUCUUCGCCCAAGGCCGAGGACGGGGCCACGCCCUCGCCCAGCAACGAGACCCCGAAAAAAAAAAAGAAGCGCUUUUCCUUCAAGAAGUCUUUCAAGCUGAGCGGCUUCUCCUUCAAGAAGAACAAGAAGGAAGCGGGAGAGGGCGGUGAAGCCGAAGGCACCGCCGGCGCCUCCGCCGAAGGCGGCAAGGACGAGGCCGCCGGGGGCGCCGCUGCGGCCGCCGGCGAGGCUGCGGGCGCGGCCUCCGGGGAGCCGGCGGCGGCGCCGAGCGAGGAGGCGGCCGCGGGCGAGCAGGGUGCGGCGGGGGGCGACCCGCAGGAGGCCAAGCCCGAGGAGGCCGCCGUCGCGCCCGAGAAGCCGUCCGCUAGCGAGGAGGCCAAGGCCGCCGAGGAGCCCAGCAAGGCCGAGGAGAAGACCGAGGAGGCCGGGGCCAGCGCGGCCACCUGCGAGGCGCCCUCGGCCGCGGGGCCCGGCGCGCCCCCGGAGCAGGAGGCGGCGCCCGCGGAGGAGGCGGCGGCCGCCGCGGCGUCGUCAGCCUGCGCAGCUCCCACACAGGAGGCCCAGCCCGAGUGCAGUCCAGAAGCCCCCCCAGCGGAGGCGGCAGAGUAAAAGGGCAAGAUUUUUUGAGAUAAUCGAAGAACUUUUCUCCCCCCCGUUUGUUUGUUGGAGUGGUGCCAGGUACUGGUUUUGGAGAACUUGUCUACAACCAGGGAUUGAUUUUAAAGAUGUCUUUUCUUAUUUUACUUUUUUUUAAGCAGCAAAUUUUGUUUUUAACCACCUACCCACAGAUCCCAUCUCAGAUCAUUCUGUUACCACCAUUCCAACAGGUCGAGGAGAGCUUAGUUACCUUCCUCUGCCUUGUUUCUCUUUUAUUUUUAUUUUUUGCAUCAGUAUUAAUGUUUUUUGCAUACUUUGCAUCUUUAUUCAAAAAUGUAAACUUUCUUUGUCAAUCUAUGGACAUGCCCAUAUAUGAAGGAGAUGGGUGGGUCAAAAAGGGAUAUCCGAUGAAGUGAUAGGAGCCACGAUGGAGAAAUUUAGUGGUGCAUAACAUUGCCAAGAUAAUGUACCACUAGAAAGGAUGGUGUAAAGGCUUAGUCUUUUUUUUUUUUUUUU
Molecule: messenger RNA, 1955 nt
Organism: Eubalaena glacialis (North Atlantic right whale)
Lineage: Eukaryota; Metazoa; Chordata; Mammalia; Artiodactyla; Balaenidae
Gene: MARCKS
Product: myristoylated alanine rich protein kinase C substrate
Exons: 2
Coding region: 447-1451 (334 amino acids)
Biological process (GO): central nervous system development; actin filament organization
Cellular component (GO): actin filament bundle; cytoplasm; plasma membrane
Molecular function (GO): calmodulin binding; actin filament binding
Source: RefSeq, a predicted model, not a curated record